Lachancea lanzarotensis is the source of this 1758-nucleotide messenger RNA. It is a transcript of the gene DAK1, whose product is annotated as LALA0S03e08306g1_1. The transcript has a single exon. The record is from RefSeq and is a predicted model, not a curated record. Gene Ontology annotation, biological process: glycerol catabolic process. The coding region runs from base 1 to 1758 and encodes 585 amino acids. Gene Ontology annotation, molecular function: glycerone kinase activity; ATP binding. NCBI's taxonomy places the organism in Eukaryota, Fungi, Ascomycota, Saccharomycetes, Saccharomycetales, Saccharomycetaceae. Gene Ontology annotation, cellular component: cytosol.
AUGCCAGAAGUCAAGUCAUUCGAAGUAUCGGAACCAUUGAAAGCAGCCCUAAAAGGGUUUGCUCUGGCUAACCCGCAAUUGACGUUCGUGGAGCACGAAAAUGUGUUUAUCCGCGAAACGAACGCCAAGAAAAUCAGUCUUAUUGCUGGCGGCGGCUGUGGCCACGAACCUACACAUGCGGGUUACGUUGGACACGGACUUUUGGGCGCUGCCGUGUGUGGUGACAUCUUUGCAAGUCCCUCUACAAAGCAGAUAUUGAAUGGACUCAAACUGUUGAGCAAACAGUCUAGCGGCGUGCUCUUGGUAGUCAAGAACUACACGGGUGACGUGCUACAUUUCGGACUGGCUGCAGAACGUGCCAGAGCCCUGGGAAUCAACUGCAAAGUGGUCGUCGUCGGCGAUGACGUGGCCGUGGGUAGAGCCAAAGGUGGCCUGGUGGGUCGUAGAGCGUUGGCAGGAACUGUCUUGGUCCACAAGAUUGCUGGUGCCUUUGCUGAGUCCUAUUCGGACAAGCAUGGACUCGAUGGAACGGCCCGUGUGGCAGAGGUGGUAACUGAAAACCUGGUGACCAUCGGGGCCUCAUUGGAUCACUGCAAAGUUCCGGGUCGCAAAUUCGAAACCGAGCUCAAUGAAAACAAAAUGGAGCUUGGUAUGGGUAUCCACAACGAGCCGGGUGUCAAGGUGCUGGAGCCAGUCCCCAGCACCGACGACUUGAUCCGUAAAGACAUGUUGCCAAAGCUUCUCGACCCUCACGACAAGGACAGACAUUUUGUCGAGUUCAGCAAGGAAGACGAGGUCGUGUUGUUGAUCAACAAUCUCGGGGCUAUCUCGAACUUUGUGAUCUCCGCAAUCGCAGCGAAGACCGCAGAAUUUUUGGAAAAAGAUUACGGUAUCAAACCGGUACAAACCAUCACAGGCACUUUGAUGACUUCUUUUGACAUGGAAGGUUUCAGUAUUACGCUGCUGAACGUUUCGAAGGCAUCGAAAGUCGUGCACAAGGAAUUCCCAGAAGUCAAGAGCAUUUUGGAGCUUUUGAGAGCCCCAACCGAUGCACCAGGCUGGCCCAACAUCUCUCAUGAUGACGAAAAGGCACCUAAGAUAGAUCAUUCGCUACUUAAGGAUGAAAUUAAAGUGAAACCUGCUGGAAAAUUCGAUUUCGACCAUUUUGCCAAGAUGAUGAAAUCUGGUGCCGACCAACUCAUCAAAAGUGAACCCCACAUCACGAAACUGGACACAAAAGUUGGCGAUGGUGACUGUGGCUACACAUUGGUUGCCGGUGCCAAGGGUAUCACGGAAAACUUGGAUGGCCUCGACAAGACAUACCUAUCGCAGGCCCUGGCCCAAAUUUCUGACCACAUUGAAAGUUCAAUGGGCGGUACCUCGGGUGGACUGUACUCGAUUAUGAUUUCGGGACUGUCCCACGGGUUGAUUCAAGUAUCUGACAAACCCGAAGAGCCUGUUACUCCCGAAAAGCUCGGUAAGGCAAUGGAAAUCGCUCUAGACACUUUGUACAAAUACACCAAGGCCAGACCAGGUGCUUCUACGCUUGUAGACGCCCUUGAGCCAUUUGUCAAAGAGUUUGCCUCCUCGGGCGAUCUUGCCAAAGCCAUCGAGGCUGCGGAUAAGGGUGCCCAAUCCACGGGUUCGAUUGAAGCCAAAUUUGGCAGAGCUUCGUACGUGAGUGAUUCGAGUGCGAUCCCAGACCCUGGUGCCAUUGGGUUUGUGGAAUUUUUACAAGGUGUCAAAAACGGCUUGUAA